Molecule: messenger RNA, 1785 nt
Organism: Botrytis sinoallii
Lineage: Eukaryota; Fungi; Ascomycota; Leotiomycetes; Helotiales; Sclerotiniaceae
Exons: 3
Coding region: 1-1785 (594 amino acids)
Source: RefSeq, a predicted model, not a curated record
AUGGGAAUUCCACAUCUAAUAACAUUCCUCCGUCCUUAUGCAACUCUCGAUUCGUUCAAGGGCAAAGAUGUAGUAAUCGACGGUCCAGGUUUAGCAUAUCAUAUCUAUCAUAUAUGUUUAGGUACCAAAAAGUCUGCGGGAAACUACUUUGAAGCAAAUCCGUCGUAUAAAGAGAUUGGAGAUACUGUAUUGGCAUGGCUGGAUGGCCUAGAAAGGAGUGAUGCUGUUGUGAAAAGGAUAUACUUUGAUGGAUAUCUACCCCCAGCCAAAUUAGAUGUUCGUUACCAAAGGCGUAAUCGAAAUACACAGCAACUAGAAAAAUAUCACAAAGAAUAUGCGUCUGGUUUGAGGUACCGACUUUCAUCGACAAACCAAACUAUACCUACAUCAUUUCCUUUCGCAUUUUCCCCCCAGCGUCCCAACUUCACAAAACUUCCAGCGUCAUCCUUUCUCGUUCCUGCAAUAAUUGAAGCUUUACAAACCUCUAACAAAUACAAACAUCUCGUCACGAUUGUUCCCGGGGAAGCAGAUACAUAUUGUGCCAGCUAUGUUAGCCGAUAUGGUGGAAUCAUUCUCACUGGCGAUUCUGAUCUUCUCGUUCAUGAAAUUGGCACCGACAGUUCUGUGAGCUUCUUUCAAGAUGUUGAAGUUUCAUCCAAGGCCGAUGCAUGGAUGCUACAGUCCCAAAUAUUCCAUGCUGGAUCCAUCAUCAAGCGAUUAGGCCUUCCACCUUCAUAUGGUAUUCGUGCUCUUGCUUUUGAGAUUUUCAUGGAUUGUCAUGGUAGCUUUUCGAAGUUACUGAAACAAGCAAUUGCGUUAACAGCCAUCAAUCAGCACCAAAAAACGUAUAAAGACUUUGUCAAGGAGUAUUUGCCAGUGGAUAUUGAUGUAGCCACUCUCAGUUCGGAGCUGCUCAAACCUUCUGUAGUGAAGACUGCUCUGCAAGUUCUUGAUCCUCGUAUUUGUGAGUAUGUUCUUCAGUUUCCUUAUUUUAUGAAAUGCCUUGGCCUUUCCCAAUCUUCAAGCGGCUCCCAGGAUGGUGCAAAUAACAUCAACAUUUUUCUUCCAUUUCUCAUUGAUUCCCCAUCUCGAACCAAUGCUUGGGAGAUGUCCACAUCUAUCCGACAACUGGCAUAUGGUUGCAUCAAUCUCGUACUUCCAGUCGAAGAGAGGAGGACCUCCGUUUUUGAGAAUAAACGACAAGCAAAUGCUUCGCGCGGGAGGGAGUGGGCAAUUCCAGGUGCUUCAGAUAUUUCAGAGGCUUGCACUGAAGUUAUAAAUUUCCUUCGCGAGACACGGUCCAAGGUCAAGGGACAUGACGCUGCUAAUCACUGGACCUCAAUCUCAUUUACACAAGAUGCCAGUGGUCAGAGUCGAUUGACAAAUAUCCGCAAGACAAGUGAGUGGGAUUGGGAUAUGAUACAUGUCAUUGCCCAAAUCCAAGGAUCUCAUUACUCUUUCAGAAUUUUGAAGCAGAUGAUAAGCUUUUUGACCCUGAUUGGUGGCCGUAACUCAGUCCCUUUACCACUGUCGCAACUAAAUGACAUGCUUCAAGACCUGCCAUGUCUCAGUGAUCUCAACGGGUUCGAAAAAAUGGACUCCAGCUUACGGACGAUGAAAGAAACGAUUCUUGGAGAUUUAAGUCAGGGGAUUGGAAUAUCCACUGCCACUUCUGCGGAAGCAAUUAAGCAAAAGAAGAAACGGAAGCGGGACAACUCGAAUCGGACUGGCACAGCAAACAAAAAGCCAACAAAUCCAUUUGAUGUAUUGGGUACUGAUUGGUAA